Lycium ferocissimum is the source of this 471-nucleotide messenger RNA. RefSeq lists its product as uncharacterized. Lineage: Eukaryota; Viridiplantae; Streptophyta; Magnoliopsida; Solanales; Solanaceae. The record is from RefSeq and is a predicted model, not a curated record. The coding region runs from base 1 to 471 and encodes 156 amino acids. The transcript has a single exon.
AUGGCACAAAAUACUAAGCUCUGUGCUGGUGAUAGCUCUCUGUUCGAUAAUCCUGCCUUGUAUCGUACAAUUGGUGGGGCUUUACAAUACGUCACAUUGACCCGGCCUGAUCUUGUGUUUGCCGUCAACAAGGCUUGCCAAUUUAUGCACUCCCCGAGUCAAAAUCAGUGGGCUGCAGUUAAACGAAUUCUUCGGUACCUCAAACUCACAAUGAACCAUCAGUUCGUAAUCCCCCGGUCUCCUAACUUGGCACUACAGGCUUUCACUGAUUCAGAUUGGGCCGACUCUUUGGACGACCGGAAGUCUACUAGUGGGUAUGCUAUUUUUUUCGGAAAUGCGCUGAUCUCUUGGUCUUCUAAGAAGCAACGUAAUGUUGCUCGAUCGUCCAUAGAAUCCGAUUAUAAAGCGCUUACGACACGAUGCGUACGUGUGACCGCCGAACUUUACACAGUUACAAUCACUAUUAUUUGA